AUGGACACUGCAAGUGCUGAUAGAGAGUCUCCGAUCGUCGAGUUGGUAGAGAAUCUGUUGGUCAAACUUCUCCUGGCGAGAACGUUGCAAGGCAAGCACUCGAUUGCGCGAAAGGUCUUGCUGCCAAUUUUUGGGCGGUUUCCUGGUCUUGCAGCACGUCAACUUUGCACUCUCAGGUUUGAUGACAAUGCCAAAGCAACUCCAUUGGCUUGCCUCUUGAUGGCGGGUGUAACCGAUUCUGAUGUGAUUGAGAGCAUGUGUGGGCGAAUGGGCCCCACUGACCAGGAGAAAGCGUUCCAAACCGUGGGAAGACGCGGACGCUUUCCCAUUCAUGAGGCCUGCUCCCAUUCAUCAGACGCGGUCGUGCAAUAUCUACUCUCCCAAAGGGCAGCAAUAUCACCUGCAUUAUCCUGCAUGGAUGACAGCAAUAGCCUUCCCUUUGAUUUGGCUAUGCGUAAUUCCAAACUACAAUUCGCCACAAAAAAGAGAAUUCUGGAACUCUAUCCUGAGGCUGUGGGAGAUGGAGCUCCCUUUAUGUUGGCUGCACAUCACUCCGAUCUGAACAUGAUGAAGUGCCUGGUUAGCCUGUGGCCUCCCACCAAGACUCAUUUCCGUGGAAGAUAUGGUCAAAAUGAUCAAGAUGAACAACUCUGGACUCUAAAGGUUGCUCGCAUAUAUUGCCGGCUGCUCCCCAAACUCGAGUCUUUCUCGGGAGACUCCAUACUUUGGAACCGCCCAGCUUUUGAUUUCCUUUUUAAAAAGCUGAGUAACAACAGGUCCAUUGAAAAAGCUACCUGCCUCCGCCUAUCGAUGCGCCAACGACCAGAAUGCAUGGACGAUACAGAUCCGAUUGGAGGUUUACAACAAGUUCUGGAAAACAACAAGACUCUAAGGCAUCUCGAGUCCGUGCAACUCGAACGAAACCAUAUCGACGUUGCAGUGCAAUGGGUGCUCGCCAUUGAUAGGGGCGUACAAGCAAACUGCUCGCUCCAAUCUUUGUCCUUCGUCGCGCACACUUCAGGAGGGUCUAUGUCAGUCAAAACAACAAUGCAGAGGCGGCGCUGGGACGACGGUGCCUGGGUCACCCGACGCGACAUUACUGGCUCCAGUAGACUCCCCUUGCAGCUUGUUUGUGACGGGCCGGAUGUCUGCAGCACUACACAGGUCCUCGAUUCCUUACCAAGAUUGUCCAGCAUACACACCCUCCGAAUGGAGGGUCUUCCUGGAUUGGACGCUACCAGAACGGACAAAGUCGCCGCUCUUCUUCGAUCGAAUCACCAAUUCAAACACCUCGAGCUGUCCGGAUGCAAGUUCAGCAUGGCUCAAGUGAUUGAGGCCCUAGAAACCAGCACCAGACUUCAAUCAUUUGACGUGGAUACGAUGUCGGCGUUGCAACUUGUCACGGACGAAUCCAAAGACGCAUUUCUCGCCAUGCUUCAAGAACACAACACCACUCUAACUGGUUCUUGUGCUUUUGGAUUCCUUGAUCCUAGAAUACAGCACUAUCUCGACCUGAAUCGCCUGGGAAGAAUUCAGGUCCGGGGCACCGGAACGGUUCACCGCCGAAACAAGCUGGUGUCGCUCCUUGUGGCUUGCAGGGAAGAUUCGGCACUGCGAGCACAUGACAAUCGAUCCCUCAGCAUUGGCUUUGGAUUGCUUCUGGAGAACCCAGAUCUGUGGUGCCUUUCCACUCAUGCUGGAAACCCUCGAAAACGAAAGGCCGAACACUGA
Molecule: messenger RNA, 1731 nt
Organism: Seminavis robusta
Lineage: Eukaryota; Bacillariophyta; Bacillariophyceae; Naviculales; Naviculaceae
Source: the annotation of a GenBank genome assembly